Messenger RNA from Anopheles funestus (African malaria mosquito), 3744 nucleotides. Its product is annotated as aminopeptidase N-like. The record is from RefSeq and is a predicted model, not a curated record. Lineage: Eukaryota; Metazoa; Arthropoda; Insecta; Diptera; Culicidae. The transcript is spliced from 5 exons. Gene Ontology annotation, molecular function: zinc ion binding; peptide binding; metalloaminopeptidase activity. Gene Ontology annotation, cellular component: cytoplasm. Bases 122 to 3388 code for a protein of 1088 amino acids. Gene Ontology annotation, biological process: proteolysis; peptide catabolic process.
CCUCUCCCAUCUUACAGGUACCUUGUCUGAGCAUACUAUUGCAAAAGCCACUUCAAUUUAAACGCCGAUGGUCAUGUUUCUGAAGAUAACGACAAAACAGAUAACAUCAUAAUAUGACUAUAUGAUUCUUUCUCUGAAUAGAAAUCAGUACUGGUUUAGUUAUUCAUCAGAAAGGAUGAAGUGGCAUAGGUGCAAAAGUGCAGGCGAUUCCGUCUCUGUGCAAAUAGUGUUACAAAUUUUAAUUGUUUCAUUGUCGCUUAUCCAUUCCAACGCCCAAGAUCAAGAUAAAAAUUAUCGCUUACCAAAUCAGACAUAUCCGCUCAGAUAUAACAUUGAGCUAACAACACAUAUCCACGAUGAUACCAUCGGCAACGAUCGAUUCCAAUUCGAGGGUAAAGUGACGAUACAGCUAAUGACAAUUGGCGAUCCCGAUGCAAAAACGGAUGAAAUAACUCUCAACUAUCGCCAGAUUAAUAUAACACAUGUCAAACUAUGGUAUAUUAUGCAGAAUGGCUGGGAAAACACAAUUUUAGAUGACGAUAAAAGUUUUACCGUUGAUCCUGUCCGAGAAUUUGUUACAAUAUCUUCUUCACAACCAUUAAAUGGAACUUAUUUUUUGGAAUUAAAAUAUAAUGGUACAUUGCGAGAAGACAAUGGUGGAUUCUAUAGAUCUUCUUAUCGCGAUUACAACAGUGAUGUACAUUGGGUUGCAACGACACAGUUUUCUCCUACAGAUGCUAGACACGCAUUUCCUUGCUAUGAUGAACCCGGAAUAAGGGCUCCAAUAGCAUUGCGUGUUAUUCAUGGCAAGAAAUAUUCUGUUCUCUCGAACACAAUGCCAAUCGAUGUGCGAGAAAGCUUUUUGGAAGGAAUGGCAAUUACGACUUUCCCCGAUACGCCAAAGAUGCCGUCAUACUUGCUAGGAAUCAUAAUAAGUGACUUCACAGCAGUAACUCUGCCAAAUUUUCCUCGACAACAAGCAUAUGCUCGCCCGACAGCUUUACAUAUUCCUGUUGCUAACUUUAUAAUAGAAGCUGGUUUUAAAAUAUUGGAAGCACUUGAAGAUUUCCUACAGACCUCAUACAUACUGCCGAAACUUUCGCAUGUGGCCAUCCCCGAUUUUUCCCCCGGAGCCAUGGAAAACUAUGGACUAAUAACAUACAAAGAAGAAAAUUUUAUGUUUGAUCCACAAACUUCUCCAAUGAAACAGAAAAAGAAAAUAGCCACAACUGUUGCACACGAAAUAGGUCAUCAUUAUUUUGGUAACUACGUAUCUCCCGCAUGGUGGAGCUAUCUAUGGUUAAAAGAAGGAUUUGCUCGGUUUUUCGAGUAUACAGCGGCACAAAUAGUUUUUCCGGAAAUGGAAAUAGGAAAAAUGUACACUAUUGACAAAACACACAAUGUGCUGCAAACAGAUUCACUUAGUUCAUCCAGACCAAUGACAUACUAUGUCAAUACACAAACGGAAAUAAGUAACAUAUUCGAUGAUAUCGCUUAUGAUAAAGGAGGAGCAAUCCUGCUGAUGUUCUACCACACAUUCGGCCAAGAGCCAUUUCGUAAUGCGAUGAUAAAAUAUCUUCACGACAAUGCUUUACAGUCGGGUAGUCCAGAAAAAUUAGCUGAAGCUAUGCAACUAACAAUAUUCGAUCCGUUAACAUCUGGUAAGGUUCGGUUCAAUGCAUCAUCCCUUCUCCAGUCGUGGACAGAGCAGGCUGGAUAUCCUAUACUGUACAUCUCUCGAUUUAAUGACGAUUGUUCAUUGCGGAUUGAACAACAAAGAUAUCUGUUAAAAAGCAACGACACAACCAAUUCGACUGCUAAAUGGAUAAUACCUUAUAAUUUUGCCACAAAACAAAAUCCCAGUUUUGAAAACACUACCUAUACAGACUGGAUUACGGAACAGUAUCAUAUAGUCAAACCAACGAAUGAUAUGAAUUGGACAUGUGACGAUUGGAUCGUAUUCAACAAACAACAGACGGGUUAUUAUCGCAUAAAUUAUGAUAAUGAUCUAUGGCACCUAAUCACAACAGCUCUUCUACAAAAUAGUACAGUAAUCCAUGAAAACAAUCGAGCACAACUAAUAGACGAUGCUAUGAAUAACGCACGCUCUGGAAGAUUGUUGUACACUGUUCCGUUGCAGUUGCUGCGAUACCUGUCGGAAGAAAUUGAUUAUAUCCCUUGGGCAGCUACUGACCGCAAUCUUGGUUUACUAAAUGUGCUUAUGAGAGGUACUAACAAGUACGAUUUGUGGCAUAAGUAUUGUUUAGAAUUCGUCGAACCAACCUACGUUCGCUUGGGCAUGGCAUCUCCUGACCAGGAUACAUUAACGCAGCGAAUGACACGAGAAAUAGUGGUUAGCUGGGCUUGCAAAGUUGGUUCACAAAGUUGCCUCAACACUACAACUUUCAUUGUAAAAGAGAUAGCCGAAAAUCGAUUGAAAGACGCAGAUCCUGAUCUACGUGAAGUUAUCUUUUGCAAUGGAUUGCGGAAUGCAUCUACUACCGUGUUUGAUUCUAUUUGGGAACGCAUGCAGUCAUCUCAAGACCAGUCAUACCGAUCGGAACUCAUUCGCUCACUUGGUUGCGUGGAAAAUGAAACACUAAUUAACAAAUAUCUCUAUAGCACGAUUUCGUCUAACACCAGCAACUACUUUAAUCAAGAACGAGAACGUGUUUUUACGGCUGUUUACAGAAACGGAGAUUUGGGUAUGAAAAAUGCAAUGAACUUCUUACUAGCAAACAUGGAACAAGUUAACUUGCUUUAUAAUAAGGGCAACUUUGGUGGUCGAGCGAUCAGUUCUAUUGCACGUAAUAUGGCGCAGCAAAUCACUAGAGAAAGCAUGCAUACACAAUUGCAGGACUUAAUGGCAAUAUUACUAGAAAAGGGCUUUUUGCGGGCAUCUGAUAUGUUACAGGCCUUGGAAUACUCAAGUGAAAAUCUAAUGUGGAUUCAAGAACGAGGUGCUCAGAUUGCAACAUGGCUAGAUGAACAAUAUCCUUCAGAAACUGAAUCUUUAACAACUUUAACUACAAUACUGGAAGAUACCUCAACCGAUACCUCAACCCGGACAACGAAAAUGACAACAGCGAACACACCCACAACGAGAUAUACCACGAACGAUGAGUUUGAAUCGACAAAAACUUCGACAUCUGCUUCUAUGUCUACUUCUACUACUACAUCCAUGAACAAUUCGUUACAAACUAAUAUUUCAACUAAAGUCGAUAUAGUUAGUAAUUAUUCUACUCCAUCAAUGAACUUGAUAUCGUCUACUGAAAAUUAUGACAACAACCACUCAAAUCGUCUAGUACAUGAUAUAUUUUAUAACUGCUUAUUAAUCGCCUGCAAAGUCAUAUUCUUUGUAAGAACUACAUAUUCAAUAGAUUUUUAGUAAUCGCCCCCCAAUUCCAUUAGAGAUAACAUAUGCAGCGAAGCGCAGUCUAAACAUCGUUCUCACAGAUUCCCACCGGUAACGUUGUCAUAUGGCAACCUCUGCCUGACCAACGACCUCAUGCGACACCACCAGACUCCAUCCGACAUCAGACACGUUUGGCGAGGCGCAGUUCAGCAACGCCUUCAACCAACAUAACCAAUGCCAUAACCCAGCGUCACAAUAACAGCGCCAGCAAUCACUGUAUCCGACAAUGCCGAAUUAAAAAUGUUAGAAUUAAAAUUUCAGUCUGUUUCGUACUAUCCUAAAAUAAACAACUCAUAAUUAUGUAUGUUGAAAAUUACGAUAUCAUCAAA